CAAGCUUGUGCGCACGCGCGGUGCAAAUCGGGCAGAGGACGCAGAUUAGCCUUUAGGGUGGGAGACCGGAAAAAAACUCGCUGAGCGUCAAACACAAAGAAAUGGCAGCAAUCCGUAAGAAGCUGGUGAUAGUCGGAGAUGGGGCUUGCGGAAAGACCUGUCUCCUCAUCGUCUUCAGCAAAGACCAGUUCCCCGAGGUCUAUGUGCCUACAGUGUUUGAAAACUACGUGGCCGACAUUGAAGUGGAUGGAAAACAGGUUGAGCUGGCCCUGUGGGAUACAGCCGGCCAGGAGGACUAUGAUAGGCUUCGUCCGCUCUCCUACCCAGACACUGACGUCAUCCUGAUGUGCUUCUCGAUCGACAGCCCCGACAGUCUUGAGAACAUUCCAGAAAAAUGGACUCCUGAGGUGAAACACUUCUGCCCCAACGUCCCCAUCAUCCUGGUGGGCAACAAGAAGGACCUGCGUAACGACGAGCACACCCGGCGUGAGCUGGCUAAGAUGAAGCAGGAGCCCGUCAAACCAGAAGAGGGCAGAGACAUGGCCAACCGGAUCUACGCCUUUGGAUACAUGGAGUGCUCCGCCAAGACGAAGGACGGAGUGAGGGAGGUGUUUGAAAUGGCCACCAGGGCGGCGCUGCAGGCCAGAAAGGGCAAGAAGGGCACUAAAUGCCUCCUACUGUAAACGGACAGGACUCUACGCUCAUUCUGUGGGGGAGAGGAAGGAAGGGGGAGUGCCAGUCCCCCUCCCGGUUCCUCGGCCUGAAAUGACUGUGCUCAAAUGUAAACCGCUUUUUAUUUUAACGUCUUUUAAAACCAGUACAACUAGUUAUAUGGAAGUUUUUUUUUUGUCAGUAUUUAAAGAGGCAGAAUAAGGAGCAAUGCCGUUUAUUGUACCUUACACAUAAUUGAAUUUGCCAUAUUAACUUGCGCCGAGCCAUCGGUAAAAUGGGUCUGCCAGUUGACGUUCCGAGUCGUGUCUGCUUAACCGAGCUACUCGUAUUGGUGCAUUUUGUCAUUCACUGUGACCUUUAGCCCAUGCAGUUAUUUCGGAUUUCAAAUAUGCAAUGAAGACGAAAAAGAUGAUCAGGACCAACGUGCAAUACAGAAAACAUACGCGCGUCUGUGUGUUUUCUGGAAUGCAUACACUUGGACAAGACUUGAAACUCUCUUUUUUCUUUGGUGUUUUU
Messenger RNA from Colossoma macropomum (tambaqui), 1188 nucleotides. Its product is annotated as transforming protein RhoA-like. Gene Ontology annotation, cellular component: dendritic spine; cleavage furrow. The transcript has 5 exons. Gene Ontology annotation, biological process: cell migration; stress fiber assembly; small GTPase-mediated signal transduction. Bases 102 to 683 code for a protein of 193 amino acids. Gene Ontology annotation, molecular function: GTP binding; GTPase activity. The record is from RefSeq and is a predicted model, not a curated record. Lineage: Eukaryota; Metazoa; Chordata; Actinopteri; Characiformes; Serrasalmidae.